AUUUAGAUAUAUAAGUUGAUAUUGGCAUCUGAUCUUGCUCUAUUAAGAUCUUGGUGAGUAGAUCGAUCGAUCGUUGUAUAGGUAAUAUUUCCCUUUCGGAACUGAAAAUAUCAUAUUGAGUAUGUAUGUAGGAACAUUAAACAAUAAACCUCGACUGCCAUGUAGAUGGAUGUUAGAUACCCCUCACAGUGUGAUUUACACCCUCUAACGUACCUAAACUUCCCUGCUGCCUCAACAUGCGAAAGUACCUACCUCCUAACUUAAACACAUUUGAAACGCCUUUACAUAGUAAGUACGCCCUAAGAUGCAGGUACAGCUUUGACCACUUCGUAAAUUCCCCAAAAACAUUUAUUGUUAGAUCUAUUACACGUGACAACGAGCUUCUUUCGCGUUUCGACACGCUUUUAGCCUCACGCUUCUUGCAUCAUCUUCACCCCCACUACUUACUAUCUAUAAGGUAUAUGGCAUAUACAACCACUUCAACUCUAUCGUGUGGGUGAAUUGAGAUCAGUAGCCCAGUGUUAAGCCGACUAUGUGGCUCCUAGAAAACGAGGGCGAAGCCCUCGAUGGUAAACGGCUUUGGCUGCGACCAGGAAAGCGGUAUCUCUUUGGCCGAACAGUCGCUGAACCCGGACAGCUUGCCAUCAGGGGAGAAGGAGCAGAAAGAGUAUCGCGGAAGCAUGUCACUAUACAAGUCGACGAAGUAACCGAGGGAGAUGGGGAAAAUGUGUCGAGUCGUUCACGCAUCACAGUAGAAGACCUAGGAUCUAAGGGUGGAACGCGAAUAAAUGACGAAAAGAUAAAAGGCGAAAAGCGCGUUCUUUCCCGGGAUGUCAAUACCCUCCAAAUGGGCACGUUCCCGCCUAAAUUCCGCAUUACUUGGUUUCCUGUAGUCCUGAGCUUCUCCUUCACUGCAAAUCAACUCCGAGCGGACCCUCUAUCUAAGCUUCGAGAAGACCUAGAACAACUUGAUGUCAAGUUUCUUGCUCACUAUGACGUCCAGUCGACGACCCACGUUGUAUCGAAAAAGAGGAAUGUGCCAAAGGGCCUACAAGCCCUAGUAAACGGUCGAUACCUUGUUACCGAAGGAUUCUACGGUGCUAUUAUCACUGCUGCGAUGCCUGGAAAUGACAGCGAUAGUGCAACAGCGAGUGCGUUAGAAAGCGAUUUCGACGCAAACUGGCCAGAUGCUAUGCAAUAUGUCCCGCCUCCAGGAGACGAAGCAGUGCCAAGACCGGUCGAAGCGUUUGCCCCCAAUCCUGAUCGUGCUGAGAUAUUCUAUGGUUAUACAUUCAUAUUUUACAAUAGGAAGCAAUACGAUAACCUUCUAGAACCUAUAACAAAUGGGAGGGGCAAGGCACUAUUUAACGAAGUAGUCGAAGGAGUAACACAGAUAGACGACUUCAUUAGGUAUGUCAAAGGAGUAGCAGGAGAGAAGGGCAUGGGAGAGUUCGAAGAUGGAAGCGAGGGCAAAGGCGUUGUCGUAGUCAGAUGGAUUCCCAGUCCUCCUCAGAAUGCCGACUGGUUCGCCGAUUUCUACAGAUCAGUCUCUCUAAGACUAGAUCAUCGACUUAUCGAUCAGAAAGAUUUCCUUGAUGCGAUCCUUAAUAAUGAUGCCAGUGUUCUACGGCGGCCCCUCGAAGCCGAAGCGGAGCCGCAGACGUCACAAGUUGAACCGCAGCGCUCGAAUGGACAUGCCAUGGAUGUGGACGAAGACGAGCCUCCAGCCCAGCCGCAAAAACAGCCCCUUCGAAGGCGGGCGAGAGGGGCCGUGAAAAGUCGUUUCAAGGGGUUUGGUGUAGAUUUAGAGGAUGAUGAUACACCGGAAGUCAUUCCGACUGCCUCGACGCCUUCAGCAGAAGACGUUGAACCGUCACAAGAAGGUCUUUUCGUAUCACAAGAUGUUGCUUCACAAGAAACAGAACAGGCGGUUCGUUCAGGCCGACAGUCGCAACGAAAGCGCCGUACCCCACCAGUCGAGCCCCAAGACACGAUGGAUGAUUUCGCACCUACGGCUGCUCAGGUAAAGCGCCGUCGCAUCGCUGCAGGAGAAGAUCCGGUUCCUCGCAAGCCAACACCGGAAGAACCCGUGAUAGAAUCGCAGAAGCUCGAGGUCAGGGCACCAAAGAUCAAGAAAGAGAUAGAUAUCCUUGACAUGGCACGACAGCACAGAGAGGAGGCUGAAGCUCGUGCAAAGGCAGAGAGGGAAGAACUCGCCACGGCACCAGAGGGCCUUGACCUGGCAGAGAUCCGGCGCUUGCAUAUUGAGGAGCCUAUGGAACUGCGGCAAGUACCGCCUACACGAACCAGGGAUCAAGACAUAGCCGAUGGUCGCUGGGAUCCCGCAUGGAACGGGCGGAAGAAUUUCAAGAAAUUCCAGUCUCGGGUAGGUCCCCGAGGGCGGGCGCCACAGAGGGUUAUUGUAGCACUUGAAGAAGUCAAGUCAAAAGGUUUUGGCAUCGGUGAUGACUAUUGGCUUGAAGACGAAAGCCAGCAGCGGAGACGGAAGAAGCAAAGCCAAACACAUAGUCAGAGUCAAAGUACGGGCGAGAGAGAGGAGCGACAGACCAUUAAUGCACCGGCAAAGAAAGCUAGAAACCAGAGACAGAAGCUAUCUACGGAGGUUCUCCCCCCAGUGGACAGUAGUGAAGAUGAGGACUACGGCAUGGACGGCAUGGACGGCGAAAGUGAGGAUGCUGUCAUCGCCCCUCCGUCGAGGACACGCACGAGUAGGGUGUCGCAACAGACCUCGCAGUCGCAAUCGCUUAGAUCAACGCCACAGAGCACAGCUCAGAAGACGCAAUCAUCGAGAGCAUCUAAGCGUGCAGCUCCACCUCCAGCCAAAGAGCAACCAGCGAAGAGGUCUCGAAUAGGAUUCGUUGCCGCCAGUGAUGACGAGAGCGAUGACGGAUUACGGUUCAGGUUUGGGAAGAGAUGAAGGGAUCUUUAAGCUUUUAAGUGCUAUUUCUCUACUCCUAGAUGGCAUUGUCUCUAUAAAGGGGGUAUCUCGCUUAUAUACCUAAUUUUACCAUGUGCUAAGCAUAAUAUACCGGAGCCGCCCGACCUGACCCGACCCGACUCGAUGCGAAG
Molecule: messenger RNA, 3090 nt
Organism: Daldinia loculata
Lineage: Eukaryota; Fungi; Ascomycota; Sordariomycetes; Xylariales; Hypoxylaceae
Exons: 5
Coding region: 533-2938 (801 amino acids)
Biological process (GO): mitotic G2 DNA damage checkpoint signaling; double-strand break repair via homologous recombination
Cellular component (GO): Mre11 complex
Molecular function (GO): protein binding; damaged DNA binding
Source: RefSeq, a predicted model, not a curated record